Solea senegalensis (Senegalese sole) is the source of this 1038-nucleotide messenger RNA. RefSeq names its product retinal cone rhodopsin-sensitive cGMP 3',5'-cyclic phosphodiesterase subunit gamma-like. The coding region runs from base 1 to 240 and encodes 79 amino acids. Gene Ontology annotation, cellular component: photoreceptor outer segment membrane. The transcript is spliced from 4 exons. The record is from RefSeq and is a predicted model, not a curated record. Gene Ontology annotation, molecular function: 3',5'-cyclic-nucleotide phosphodiesterase activity; cGMP binding. Gene Ontology annotation, biological process: visual perception; positive regulation of epidermal growth factor receptor signaling pathway; positive regulation of G protein-coupled receptor signaling pathway. Lineage: Eukaryota; Metazoa; Chordata; Actinopteri; Pleuronectiformes; Soleidae.
AUGGUAGACGUCUCCAAGAUGAACGCAGCAGCAGCAGGUGAAGGCAACAAGGCUGCACCGCCCAAGUUCAAGAAGAAGGAGACGAGGCAGUUCAAGAGCAAGGCCCCCAAAGCUGGACAGAAAGGUUUUGACAAUGAUGUCCCAGGGAUGGAUGGUCUUGGAGACUCUGCAGUGGUUUGCCCAUGGGAGGCAUUCGGCGACAUGGAGCUGAGCGACCUGGCUCAGUUUGGCAUCGUCUAGACAAGGGGCUCCUGGGGGGGCUGUUAUUUGCUGAUUCUGGACAGAUGUUGUUUCACAGUGUGGUUACUGAAUUUAUAUGAGGAUAUGAUAGUGCAGUGUUCACUGUGAGGCAGAUCUCUGCAGUGUCAGGAUUAAACAGAAUCUUUAAAGGAAUACUUCACAGAUUCGCGUUUAGCUUUGUAUUACUAGAAUAGGCUUAGUAUUUUUGAAAAAUUGUGCUUCCCAACCUCAGUUUCCCCUGAGUCGAGAAAUAUCUUCAUUCUUUUCUUUGUUACAUGCCCACCAGUGACACUGGCUGAGUCAAAUGAGGUCCUGUCCCACUACGAGUGGGUCUAAAAAGUGUGAAAUUAGCAUUGCAGUUUCAAGUCUCGGACCGAGUGUCACUGGUGGCCACGUAACACAAAAAAAACAGGGGAAAAGGUUGGCAAUUUUUCAAAAAUACUCCUAUUCUAGUAAUACAAAGCUAAAUGCAAAAAACAAACCCACAAGAGGAAUGUUCUAUUUUUGUCAAAGCUGUUUGAAUGUACUUAUAUUUAUUUUUGCAAUAUAAGCUAAAUGUGAAAGAGUAACAUUUAUUAAAGAGGUUGCAUGUUGCAGCGGGAUAUUCCUCAGCUAUGUAGCCUACAGUUAGCAUCACAGGACGUUUAGGUGGUCUAAAAUAUUUUAUGUACUGUACAUUUUCUGUCAAAUGAAAAUAACCUCACCUACAUCCACAUUGGAGCAUUUGAUAUGAUGUUUUUAGCUCAUGUGUACAGGAUAGAAACUGUAUAUCUUGAAUAAAAAUUAUUUUCCUUACAA